UUCAACAACUCCAUAUUUAUUUAUUUUAUUUAAAAUGUUUACUUUCCGCAUUAUAAACUCUAUAUUUUUACUUUCUAUAUUUCUUUCCUUGCACUGUUUCAUUGUCAUUCGAGGAGAUGAAACGACAACGACCAAGCAAGCUGAGAUAACAGGGUGCAAAAGCAUGAUCGACCUUAUAGCGGUGAUAGACGCUUCCGACAGCAUCAACGAUGAGGACUUCAAGAUGUUAAAAGACUCAAUGAAUACAUUUAUUGAGCAUAUUUACAUCAACUCUGCCCGUAUGGGUAUCGUCGUGUAUAGUUCACGGAUAUCGUUGGAGCUGUCUCUGACGGGAAAUAAGACUGGCCUACAGGAUCAGGUCCGCCGGCUACCACAUGACAAGGAGGGCACCAACACAGAUCUCGGUAUCCAGAGCAUGACAAAACUCUUUAAGAAAGAUGGGCGACCGGGGACUCCUAUGUUGGGAUUCGUAUUGACUGACGGAAGGUCAAAGGAUCCUAAUGCAACAGCAAACCGGGCACAAGAAGCCAAGGACUACGGUAUCAAUAUGUACGCCGUUGGUAUUGGAAGUAAGAUAGACGAUAACGAACUGAAUGAGAUCGCCAGUAAGAAUACUCAAGUGAAAAGAGUUGUAUCGUUUUCGUCAUUGGCGUCUGCUAUUGGAGAUCUUGUCAAACUUGUUUGCCCAACUACUACAACUACAACAACAACAACAACAACGACUACCACCACCACCACACCUGCCCCUACUACCACGACUACCACCCCUACUACCACUACCACGACUACGACACCCGCGCCUACCACAACCACACAGAAAGCUCCAGAACCGAGCACGCUUCCUCCAUCUAAAGGAGUGUGUGAUGACUGUACCAUCGUAAACGGUAUCGGCUACAAUAACCACCCAGAAGAUUGUGAUAAGUUCGUUCAGUGUUUCUUUGGGGAUAACGGCGAAGUCCGGGCCAUUGAUCGACAGUGUGGGUUCGGCCAGUACUGGGAUCAAACAGUCCUCACCUGUAGAGAGGCCGCUGAAGUUCCAUGUCGUCGAGAGAAAUGCCGAUACCCAUUCCUUCUGUCCUACCCAUACAGCGGAUUAAGCAGCUGCCGGGCCCACUGGAAGUGUAAUCUGGGUAAAUCUGAGGGAACGUGUUGUCCUAAGGGGUACUCAUACCAACCAUACUACGGCUGUAAAGUCGACUCGACCUGUACCGACUCCUGUCCACCAUUAUUUACCCACCAUACUGGAGGAUGUGAUACAAUGAUGGUGGUGGGCAAUCCUAAGGUCUAUAAACAGUUCGUGAAUGGUUUUGGCUGGAUGGAGCGCCCAUGUGCCCCCGGAACCCACUAUAACCCUUUGAUCUGUGGCUGUCAGAACUACGAGAGUCUUAUCCCUGGCAGAGAGUGUAAGCCAGUAGUGAACAUUCCAUUUGAGGGAGACCUUAAGAACCACGCCGACGGUAGUAUACACGUGGAAAAUGAAAAUGUAAAGCUGAUACCAAACAAUUACGCGUUCUUCAACGGAAGCUCCAAAUUGUACAUCCCCUUCUUCGCCAAUAUGGAGUUUUAUACUGAUUUUGUCGUCAUUAUGAAGUUCCUUCCUGUCAAGCCAGGUGUCCAGGCACUGCUGAGCAACAGCGACUGCUGUAGUAACGGAGCAACCAUCAAUAUUCUUAAAACCUCAAGAAAUGUUUACUUCCGGGCCAAAGCAGACGCAGAACAGUCGGCCUCAGUCCGUCUGGGAUUACUUCACGGUAACUGGAAUAAAAUCUACUUCAUCCACGACCAUUAUAGACUGGAGGCGAGAAGUAACGAGAGGAGGUCCGAGGCGGACGCCUUCGGACCUAUUAGGACGAGCUCAACUGGCAUAAGCAUUGGAUACAGUAAAGGUUUUGAUGGCUUUGUUGGUUUUAUGGACUAUGUGAAGAUCUAUAUGUGUCGUCCAGACACUGUCUAAUUCGGAUAUUUGUCAUCGUGAUUAUCAUUGAUGCUUUUGAAAAAUAUUUCUGGUCGGUAAAUUACUAAUUGAGGUAGCACGAGUUUUUCAAUGUUUACGGAAAUUAUUAUCUUGAUUCGAAGUCUUCCAAUACUAACCAGUAAAUAUAAAGCGUUAAAGUUAAAUAUGGAUAAAUGAACAUGUCUAAUACGUUGUCAUAUUUGCCAGACAUGUUUCAUGCUAAGAUGCAAUAUUCGUGUGAAAUUGCAUUCAAACUCAUAUGAAGCGAAAGCUGAUAUUAGAUUCUACUAAUCAUAUAAACCAUGCUGUAGUAAACGUGGAAAUGUUUUCUUAAUGCGGAGCAUAAAGCAUAGCCAUUAUGCUAGAUUUGUAACUUCUCAAAACGGUUAGAAGCUUUCCACUGCUUUUACUAAGUUAUAUCAAAAUUGAAACAGAUAUAUUUAUAGUGAAUGUGUUUAAAUGUUUCCAUUAAACAUUUUGUUUGGCUUAGUUAUAAGAUAACCUAUAUCAUUGUCUUUUUAUUGUAUAAUAUCCUUACUUAUUGAUAUAUAUAUAUAUAUGAUAUAUUUUUUUAAUGAAACAUGUUAUAUAAUAAUGUUUUCAGUUUGUGCAAUAAGAAUACGAUCACUGAUCUCCAUGCUAUGAUUUAAUGUGAAUGAGUGGGUAUAAUAUACAUAUACUACAACAUAGUGUUAUGUCUACGCUGUCGCGGCCCAAUGAGCAAUGUUUAUUUGUGUGAAUUACAUGCUGUGUGGAUGACUUUAUGUAAACAUGCUAGCUAACCAAAAGAGUAUUAUGUGUAAACUUUGUCUGGUCAGAUAUAAAUUUGUCCAUAUGUUUUGUAAAGUUCAAUUGACUUAACUAUUUAUUUCGAUAUAUUUUAUAAUUUAUAUUUUAAUACAUAUUCUCUAAUUAAAGUGUGAUAUUUUAAUGCAUUGCCUUGUUAGAACUUGUUUAUUUACCAAACAGAAAAACAAGGUACAAAGAAACAAAUGUACAACACAUUUUGCACCUGACUUGAACAACAUGUAUUGGCUUUCACCCUAGAUUGACAUGAUUUUAAUGUCUAAGGUAACACCAUAGGAUAUAGUCAAACAUCAGUCCGUUUAUUUUUCUAUUUAUUCAUUUUUUUUU
Molecule: messenger RNA, 3088 nt
Organism: Pecten maximus
Lineage: Eukaryota; Metazoa; Mollusca; Bivalvia; Pectinida; Pectinidae
Product: protein PIF-like
Exons: 7
Coding region: 35-1954 (639 amino acids)
Cellular component (GO): extracellular region
Molecular function (GO): chitin binding
Source: RefSeq, a predicted model, not a curated record